Lepus europaeus (European hare) is the source of this 2492-nucleotide messenger RNA. It is a transcript of the gene BRMS1L, whose product is annotated as BRMS1 like transcriptional repressor. Gene Ontology annotation, biological process: negative regulation of transcription by RNA polymerase II. Bases 114 to 1085 code for a protein of 323 amino acids. The transcript is spliced from 10 exons. Gene Ontology annotation, cellular component: Sin3-type complex. Lineage: Eukaryota; Metazoa; Chordata; Mammalia; Lagomorpha; Leporidae. Gene Ontology annotation, molecular function: histone deacetylase binding. The record is from RefSeq and is a predicted model, not a curated record.
GGUUCAGAGCGAGCUCGGCCGCUGGGUGGGUCCGGGCGUUCGGCGCGCCCUUCAUUGAAGCGGCGGUGGCCGGGCUGGGCGCCGCGAGUGGGAAGCGACGGCGCGGCUGGAAAAUGCCGGUGCAUUCCCGGGGGGAUAAGAAGGAGACGAACCAUCACGAUGAGAUGGAGGUGGACUACGCCGAGAACGAGGGGAGCAGCUCCGAGGACGAGGACACCGAGAGCUCGUCGGUCUCGGAGGAUGGCGAUAGCUCAGAAAUGGAUGAUGAAGACUGUGAAAGAAGAAGAAUGGAAUGUUUAGAUGAAAUGUCCAACCUUGAAAAACAGUUUACCGAUCUCAAAGAUCAACUUUAUAAAGAGCGAUUAAGUCAGGUGGAUGCAAAACUACAGGAGGUCAUAGCUGGGAAGGCACCAGAAUAUUUGGAACCACUGGCAACUCUACAAGAAAAUAUGCAAAUUCGUACAAAGGUAGCAGGAAUCUAUAGAGAGCUCUGCUUAGAAUCUGUAAAGAACAAAUAUGAAUGUGAAAUCCAAGCCUCUCGCCAGCAUUGUGAGAGCGAGAAGCUUCUGCUGUAUGAUACGGUGCAGAGUGAGCUCGAGGAGAAGAUCCGGAGGCUGGAAGAGGACAGGCACAGCAUCGACAUCACCUCAGAGCUGUGGAAUGAUGAGCUUCAGUCAAGAAAGAAGAGGAAGGAUCCUUUCAGUCCCGACAAAAAGAAGCCAGUGGUUGUUUCAGGUCCAUAUAUAGUUUAUAUGCUACAAGAUCUUGAUAUUCUUGAAGACUGGACAACAAUCAGGAAGGCGAUGGCUACACUGGGUCCACACAGAGUGAAAACAGAACCACCUGUGAAACUGGAAAAACAUCUGCACAGUGCCAGAUCUGAAGAAGGAAGACUGUAUUACGAUGGCGAGUGGUAUAUACGUGGACAGACCAUCUGUAUUGAUAAAAAAGAUGAGUGUCCUACAAGUGCCAUAAUUACAACAAUUAACCAUGAUGAAGUUUGGUUUAAGAGGCCUGAUGGAAGCAAAUCUAAGCUUUACAUUUCACAGCUACAAAAAGGAAAAUAUUCAAUUAAACAUUCGUAAUCAUGAUUUAAGUGUUAUCUAAACCUACCUUAUUAGUGUUACAAAGUGUGAUGUGCCAUGAGAGUAAAAAAAUGUAUUCAAUAACAAUAUUCUCGCUGAAUCAUGACAGAAUGUGUAUUUGUAGGUAAUACUUUAAGUAGACCUCAGAUUGAUGUUUUUAUAAAAAACAGUAAUCAGUCAUGAUCAUUGCAUUUAUUUGCCAAUUAGGUCCAAUGAACAAUAUAUAGUAGGGAUUUCUUUCUAGAAUUUUUUCUUUCUUUUUUUAAAGUUAUGCAAAUAAUGUCUCAUCUUUGUGAACUGUGGUUACUUUUAUCCACAUUUAAAUUUUUUCCAUAUCUUUGUCAUUCUUUGUAAAUAAGACUGAUAAAAUGAUUCCUAUAAAUGGUUUGUACUAGUAGAUUGGUGUUAAAUCAGAAUUGAGAUUGCAACAUGUCUAUGUGAGUAUGUACAUAUGGUAUCAUCAGCUUAUUUAGAGCUGAUGGCCUUACCCUGCAAUCUUGUUUUACCCACGAUUAAACUAUCGGGUUGGAGAGCUAAAAGGAGCACUUUUGUAGAAUAGAAGCUUUCCUUUUCUUUCUUGACUGUUUAGUAGUGACCUAUUUUUUAUGAGUUAUACUUAAUGUUAGUAAAAUGAGUGUAAGUGCUAACACGCUUCUCCCUGUAUUUCUGUGUUUGUACCUGGUAUUUAUGGCACUGUAUGUAAGUGGACAGUAACUGACAGUAUGUGGUGCUUGCUGUACAUGUCUGAUUUUCUGGAAACAUUUUUAGUAAGCAUUUUCCAGAGGUGAAACUAGGUCUUUGUCCUAAUUUUAUUACUGUGGCCAAAUAGAGGUCGCUUCCUUGCAUCUGUUCCCAAAUCUGUGUUUUUACCUUUGGUGUUUCUAGACUGUAAGGCCAUUUGGUGCAAUUUAGAAGAUGUCCUCCUUGCCCUUCGCCACAUUCAAAAUUCACUUCAAAGCCUCAGGAACCGUACAGAGUCGAGACCCUCGUGUGGCAGCACAGGUGGCUGUAGUACGCUUUCAGGGUACAACCAAACCAAGUAUUCCUGGUGGUCUUGUGCACUUUAAUUUCUGUUACUGUGAGACUUCAGAGGAAGAGGAAGCACGCUACCUGUGAACACUUAGGGCAGGAGUAACUGCAUGAUUCCGUUUGUUUUCUUAGCAUUUACCUCUGCAGACUUCCUCUGCAGAUCACUGCUUCCCAGUUGCCAAACUUUAUAACAUUUGACUUUUGAAAUUCAGUAUCAGCCAAGUUUUGCUACUUCGUUCUGUUUCUAAUUGACCUUAGCAAAUGUACAUAAUGUCAUAAUCCAAUAGUAUUUGACAGUACUUAUGUAUACAAUGUUUGAUAAGCAUUUUUAAUAAGAUUUGUAUUUUUAAAUUUAGUAUAUAAAUAAAAAGAUGUGUU